Prorocentrum cordatum is the source of this 1147-nucleotide messenger RNA. NCBI's taxonomy places the organism in Eukaryota, Dinophyceae, Prorocentrales, Prorocentraceae. The record is from the annotation of a GenBank genome assembly.
GCUCAAGAGUCUGGACCGGGCCCUGGGCGAGAGAGAGAGAGACCUGGACUGCGCGAGGUGGGAAGCUUUGAGGCCAGAUGGCUGGAGCAGACACCCAGUGAUGCAGGACGAGAAGACGGGCUCAACGGCGGAGGUCCCUGACGAACCCAGAGUGUAUGACGCGGACUACACGACCAACACCAUGGCAGCCAGGACCUCGUCAGUACCAGAGCGGACCCUUACCCUGGGAUACCGCCUGUCGGUAUGCGAGGGGGAGGGAGUAGCCCGCGGAUGCCAUGAGAACCGCGAAUACAGCGAGCGGCAGAGUCGGGGGACUUCGCCUGGGCGAAUUACGAUUGGAACAGGAUGCGGAAACGAGUACCAGGGCCAGCCCGUGCGGACAGAGCCUCACGGGAGCAGGGCCCACAGCCAGACAGUGAACCACAUGUACAGCGACGAAGUGGACCCCUUCGACGACACGAUCGACUAUGAGGAGGAUGGCGGUUGCGGGGAAGUUGACCCGUACGAGGAGCUGGUGCGCUACGAGGAGGAUAUGGAAAUGGAGUUCCAGGCUACUUACGGCGAUGUAAACGGGAAGAUGGGCAGCCCCAUGUAUGAGCAUGUGAUACGAUAUGCGAGCGAGAAGGCCCAUGAAAGUGAUGGACACUCCAGCUCGCACGACGCUAGUGGCCAUAAUCCAUUGGGAAGAGCGGGCAACAGGGCGAGCAAGUCGCUAAAGGACCGCACUGUGGAGGCAACGCCCAAUAUCGACACCACGGUAAUGAACGAAGAACGGAAAGCAGCCUCAAUCAUUCACGCCAGAGAUGAAGCAGACGAGCCGCCAUCCUUUAUUGCAGCGGGUGCGGCCUACAAGUCGGACCCAGAAGGCGCAAGAGCUCUGGCCAGAACGUACAACAGAACCAUGAGUGCGCUGGAGACGUUCUACUGCAUGUGCUACAAGAUCGACUUCGAGGACCGCGCAUACUACAAGGGGAGAGGGAAAGCUACAUCCUUUGAGACGGUCAACGUACGCGAGAAAGGAGAAAGACGGACACGGUAUGCAAGUAUGAGAGCGGACUGGUGGAGCAGGACGGAAGCAAUCCUCAACAAGAUGAUCAAGCACAGACAAAAGGGGCAAGCGGAACGGCAGAUCGACACGCUCAUGAAG